CUAUUCAUUCACCACUCACUUCUCGUCAAAUCCUCUUUUCUUUAGCAAAGAAAAAACGAAAAGAAAGAUGACUAAAGAAGUUGAAGCAGUAACAGAAAGACCAUCAGAGUUUUCUGCUAAAGACUAUACUGACCCUCCACCAGCACCAUUAGUAGACUUUGAAGAGUUGACACAAUGGUCAUUUUACAGGGCAAUUAUUGCUGAAUUCAUAGCCACUUUAUUGUUCCUUUAUGUUACUAUUUUGACAGUAAUUGGAUACAAACACCAAGCUGAUGUAGAUGCUGGAGGUGAUGUUUGUGGUGGAGUUGGUAUUCUUGGUAUUGCUUGGGCCUUUGGUGGCAUGAUUUUCAUUCUUGUUUACUGCACCGCCGGUAUCUCUGGAGGACACAUCAACCCAGCAGUGACAUUUGGGCUUUUCUUGGCAAGAAAAGUAUCACUAAUCAGGGCAAUUUUGUACAUGGUGGCACAAUGUUUGGGUGCUAUUUGUGGUGUUGGUUUUGUCAAGGCUUUCCAAUCAGCUUACUACAAUAGGUAUGGUGGUGGUGUUAAUGUCAUGGCUCCUGGUCAUAACAAAGGUGUUGGGUUAGGUGCCGAAAUCAUUGGUACCUUUGUUUUGGUCUACACUGUCUUCUCUGCCACCGAUCCUAAGAGGAAUGCCAGAGACUCCCACGUACCCGUGUUGGCUCCACUUCCAAUUGGAUUUGCUGUGUUCAUGGUGCAUUUAGCUACCAUACCAAUUACUGGAACUGGCAUUAAUCCAGCAAGGAGUUUUGGUGCUGCUGUUAUUUACAACGGCGACAAGGCAUGGGAUGAACACUGGAUUUUCUGGGUCGGCCCAUUUAUUGGAGCGUUCAUCGCUGCCCUCUACCACCAGUUUGUCCUCCGUGCAGGAGCAAUUAAAGCUCUAGGUUCAUUCAGGAGCAAUGCCUAGUUCUAAUUUAAUUUUCCUUAAUUCCAAUGAAUUUCGAAGAAGAAAAAAUUGUAGAUAAUUAAGAAGAAAAAAAAUAUGUGUUUGUUUGUUUGUUUGUUUCUUAUCCUAUAAAUUUCCCUUCCUCUUUUGUGUAUCUAUUUUGUAUCUUUGAAUUAUUGUUCUCUUCCUCCUAAAUUAAAGUUAAUGUUCUGUCUUU
Solanum dulcamara is the source of this 1127-nucleotide messenger RNA. RefSeq names its product aquaporin PIP2-4-like. Bases 68 to 931 code for a protein of 287 amino acids. NCBI's taxonomy places the organism in Eukaryota, Viridiplantae, Streptophyta, Magnoliopsida, Solanales, Solanaceae. The transcript is spliced from 3 exons. The record is from RefSeq and is a predicted model, not a curated record. Gene Ontology annotation, cellular component: plasma membrane. Gene Ontology annotation, molecular function: water channel activity. Gene Ontology annotation, biological process: transmembrane transport.